This is a messenger RNA of Polyodon spathula (Mississippi paddlefish), 3028 nucleotides long. RefSeq names its product praja ring finger ubiquitin ligase 2 (gene pja2). NCBI's taxonomy places the organism in Eukaryota, Metazoa, Chordata, Actinopteri, Acipenseriformes, Polyodontidae. The transcript has 9 exons. The coding region runs from base 526 to 2631 and encodes 701 amino acids. The record is from RefSeq and is a predicted model, not a curated record.
ACGACACGCAAUUGGAUACAAAUGUCACCUGACCCUCCCCUGACUUUCAUUUCCCAUUCCACAGUGCUAGCACUGCCUUAGUGAAUGAAACCUGAAACGCUAGACUGAGAAACUGCUCAUAGAAUAGAAUAGGAAACUUGACUUACGCACGUACGACAUGGUACUGUAAGAGGGUUUUCGUUUGGCGUACGUGCGUACGUCGUGGUGUUGAAGUGGUUAAGAGUUUUAACCAGUCCCUUGCCUUAAUGUAAUUACCAUUUUGCAUUAUUCUGUUGCUGCACAGACACUUUCCUUUAACUAGCUUUCAUUGAAAUUCACUAAUUCUUUGGAAUGUUAACUUUCCAUUGUCUGAAUUACUCUUUCCUUAGUUAUUUAUCAUACGUCUCGCAACUAACGACUCUAUCUGCUCAAUAGAGUAAUAUGACUUUCUGGAAUGAGGAAAUCAAGGACAACUGGAUGAAAAUCAACCGUUUAUAAAUCUCAGCAUUGGAGACAAAUAGUCAAAGGAAAUAUCUUGAUGAAGAAAUGGGUCAAGAAGGAGGCAAGUCAGCCUGGCCCAAACCGGCAGGAGGCUAUCAGACAAUCACAGGAAAGAGAUACGGAAGAAGACAUGCUUACAUUAGUUUUCGUCCAACCUUGGCCAAACAAGAAAAUUCAUCCAAAGAGAACAAUGGGGAGUGUGGAGGAAUGGAGAUGAACAGUGUGCCCAAGGAGAAUGCUUUAUCAUCAACUGGGGCCAUCAGCUCAACAUUGCACACUAUAUUCCCUGCAGCAAAUAAUUCAGUUGUGCCAGAAAUUAACGGAGCAACAAUAUUCAAGGAAGGUUCUGGCAGGAAAAAUGCAGUGUCAAAGAAAGGUACUGAAGCUGCUGGUUGCUCGUCUAAAAUGUUGUUGGAGGAUGAGCAAACUGUGUCCAAUAAUGCUGAGAAUGGUUCCAGACCAAAGAAAAGUUCAGAGGCCUGUGCUUGGCCAACUCUGGAAGAUAAUGAAACCUGUUCUAGAAGCCCAGCUGGACUGGGUUUUGUAAAUAUUGACUCUUAUGAGUCAGAUAGCAGUGGUGGGAAGGAAGAUGACUCAUCUGUGGACUCAUCAAUAGGAACGCGUCCUGGACUUCAGAAGCGAUUAAACAACAUGAUUUGUGAGUUAGAGAAAGAAUUUGACUAUCUCAGUGGUCUACACUCCUACUUGUACACAAAGUCAUGUGAGGAAGUUGAACCUGUGCCGAAAAAUGGGUGCUGUGGGACAGACCUUGAAGAAUCCAAUGAAAGCAAUAGAAUGUUUCAGGGGAGAUUGUCUAGGCUAACUGAGGAAAGUUUAGAUAAAUCUAGCUUAUGUGAUAUGAAACAAAACGAGUUAGAUGGUGCUGAGGCAGCCAUCACUCCAGUGAGUGAUUGCAGUAUUGAACUCUUUGAUGGUAACAGUGACCAGGGGUCAUUGUCUUCAGAGAUGGUGGUGAGACCAAAAGUAAGGAAGCAAAAUGGUGAAGACAACCUAGAGCGAAGGAAGCAGUCCCAGUCAGAUGACUCAAAACAUGGGACCAGCAUACAAAAGAAACAUUGGGAUGGCCAGUGGAGUUCUAAUACACCUUUCUUAAUGACUCGCACAGAAAAAGUGAGUAAGGAAUCCCGAUGUGAAUCUGCACAUACUGAAUCUGCCAGUAAAGGAGCAAUGCAAGCUGAAAGAAAAAAGAAAGCAACAGAGUUGCUAAGUUGUAAGCUUGACGAAGAGGAUGACCUCUGGGAAGAUUUUGAAGAACUCAAAAAAUGUUGUGCAUCCUUUGGAAAGGAUGAUAGUUCUGAAUGCAGUGAAGGAGAAUGGUCUCCUACCUGGACCUCUGAUUCUGCUGUGGACAAGGAGCAGUCCUCCAGUGAUGAAAGCUGGGAGACCCUCCCUGGAUUGGAUGAACCAGAACAUGAGAUUCUGAGCAGCAGCAGUAGCAGCUUGGAUGAUGUUCCAGAGCUCAACUUUCAUUCCGAAGAGCAAGCAUCCUUAGAAGAGGGAGAAAUCCCUUGGCUUCCCUACCAAGAGGAAACGGAUAGCAGCAGUGAUGACGAUACAGACGGAAUGAGCCAGUUUCUUCAUCCGGGUCUUUUUAUGUUAGAUGGGAACAACAAUUUUGAAGAUGAUUCCAGUGUGAGCGAAGAUUUUGAUGCUGAGUGGAGAUUACUAGAUGAAUUUGGUGAAGGUUUUGGAGUGGCUCAAGCUUUUUCCUAUGUGGACCCACAGAUGCUUACUUAUAUGGCUCUUGAAGAGCGGUUAGCUCAGGCUAUGGAGGCUGCCCUGGCUCAUCUUGAGUCUUUGGCUAUUGAUGUUGAACAAGCUCACCCCCCAGCCACUGAAGAAAUCAUUGAUCGUCUGCCACAGGUUGCAGUGCUGGAAGAUCACCAUGGCCAGGAACAGUGUUGCGCCAUCUGCUGCUGUGAAUAUAUGAAAGAUGAAAUCGCAACAGAACUUCCCUGUCGUCAUGUAUUUCAUAAAUCCUGUGUGACCCGAUGGUUACAAAAGUCGGGAACAUGUCCGGUGUGCCGCCAUGUCCUGUCCCCUGCGCUCCCUGACUGCGCUGUGGCUACAACCUUUGUGUUGGAUCACGACACUCCUCCAUCCACCCACAGUGCGGCAGGAACACGGUGAAGAACAAAAAACAAAGUUAGAUUUAAAAAAAAAAAAAAGAAAAGGAGACUUUAUAGUUAUUAUUAUUUCAAUGCUAGAAGAUAACGAAAACAUACAGACUAAGAAACCUCUAAUACAUGACAUGUUUAAUCAUUGAUUUUAGUUUAACAAGUGUGAAAUAUUUAAAAUUGUGAAGUCUCAGUGAUAGGCUGCACCUGUUUUCUGAGAAAAUAUUGUCAUACUGUCUUUAACAAGCAUUUGUUUAUAUUUUUGUUUUGUUUAGAAAAAAACAGCAACUUGUAAAUGGUUAGAUGAAUUGGGCUUUUGUGAUGCAAUCUUACAUUGAAAUGUUAAAAUAAGUUUAGUGCAAUAAAGAGUAUUACAUUUGCUUUUACUAAUAAAUAAAUUCACAGCUCAA